Podarcis raffonei (Aeolian wall lizard) is the source of this 1103-nucleotide messenger RNA. RefSeq names its product chromosome 4 C3orf38 homolog (gene C4H3orf38). NCBI's taxonomy places the organism in Eukaryota, Metazoa, Chordata, Lepidosauria, Squamata, Lacertidae. Bases 73 to 1026 code for a protein of 317 amino acids. The record is from RefSeq and is a predicted model, not a curated record. The transcript is spliced from 3 exons.
GGGGCUCUGCCUGUGCUCCUCACCUCGCGCCACCAAGAGGCGACGCCGCCGCCGCCGGCCGCCACCACCACCAUGGCUUCGGCCUGGGCGGGGUUGACCGAGCGCGAGCGGGACGGCUGCCGGGAGCUCCUGGAUCUUCUCCACACGGACGACCUGCUGUCGCUGACGGACACGGUGACUAACCGCCUCGUGCAGGCGGACGACCGCCAAGAAGCCAUAAAUGCCAUCGUAUUGUACAGUCAAAGUGCUGAAGAGCUGCUGAAGAGAAAGAAGGUAUUUCGAGAGGUAAUCUUCAAGUAUUUGGCAGCAAAAGGAGUCGUAGUGCCGCCUUCUUCUGAAAAGCACCAACUUGUUGAUCGUGCAAAGGAGUACUGGUGUGAACAGCUAAAAGAUAAUGGCUCAGAAGAAAUCUAUACUAAGCCUGAUGUACAGAACCCUGAAGAGGGAGGGAAGGAAGGAGGAGACAAGCAAGAUCACAGCAAAGAUUGCCACAGUCUGGGAGAGGAGUUUUGCCAGUGGUUCUUUGGAAUUCUGAACUCUCAGAACCCGUUGGUUGGAGAACCACAUGAUGAAUGGGGACCACAACAUUUUUGGGAUGAUGUAAUCCUAAAGUUUUGCUAUAACACUUCAGAACAAAACAUGGAAGAGUACUUGGGUGCAGAAUUGGUUAGCCUUCGUUUACUGUCAUUGGUGAAAGAAGAAUACCUCUUCCUGAACCCGAACUUGGACGCUGGUGGGCUGAAGUGGACAGUUUCACGACAUGGGUUAGUUGUGGUGGCAGUAGCAGGCACAGUUCAUAGAAAUACUUCUUGCUUGGGCAUCUUUGAACAAAUCUUUGGACUCAUCCGAUGCCCCUUUAGGGAGAAUACGUGGAAAAUCAAGUUUGUGAACCUAAAGAUUGUUGGUCAGAAUGCCAUGGAACCUGGGACCCACUUAGAAAGACCUUGCAUAAAAUAUGAGCAGGAAGAACUCCAGGAAUUCUAUGUUUCCAAUGAUCUUUCCUUGGUUGAGUCUCAAAAAUCCUGAGCAUUCUGUGUGCAGAAUGAAGUAGAACAGUUUCUGGGCCCAGAAAAUACAACACAUGAGCAUACUUGAGCAUUCAA